Molecule: messenger RNA, 1905 nt
Organism: Ylistrum balloti
Lineage: Eukaryota; Metazoa; Mollusca; Bivalvia; Pectinida; Pectinidae
Product: E3 SUMO-protein ligase ZBED1-like
Exons: 2
Coding region: 1-1905 (634 amino acids)
Molecular function (GO): DNA binding; protein dimerization activity
Source: RefSeq, a predicted model, not a curated record
AUGGCGGGCAGCGUCAAGCAAAGCAGUCCUGUGUGGCUAUAUUUCGAGAAACUAAGAAAAAAUGAAACAUUCGCUAAAUGUAAAUUAUGCCCGGGAGGUAAAAAGGUUGCAGCACGUUAUGGUAAUACCAGCAAUCUCACGCGACAUAUCGAAACUUCGCAUAAAACCGAAGCAGUACAGCUGAAAAAAGCUCUCGAAGAGAAGGCAUCGCUGAAGCGUAAAUUGAAGGAUGAAGCAGUCCCCAGCGAAUCCCCAGGAACAUCAAGUAAACAAACAAAAAUGGUGCCUUUCCUACAGGACAAAAAGUGGGGCUCUCAGGACAAGAGACAGAGAGAUUGUAAUAAAAAAUUAACUGAAAUGAUAUGUAUUGACCUUCAGCCUGUCAGCAUCGUAAAUGACCAGGGUUUUCGUGAAUUCAUUCAUUGCCUUCAGCCAGCUUACAAUAUCCCAAAUCGCAAGGUCAUAAGAGACUCAUUAAGUCCAAAGGCAUAUAUGGAGCAAUCGUCAGUGAUAAAAUCAAAACUGAAGGAUUGUGUGUCCUUGGGCAUUACUCUAGAUCAUUGGACCUCAGUAGCACAAGAUGCCUACAUGGCAGUGACCGCUCACUUCUUAUCAGAUAACUUCACCAUCAGUGACUACUGCUUAAAUGUUGCACAUAUGCCUGAAUCACACACAGCAGUGAACAUAUCUGAAGCUCUACUUUCCUGCCUCGACGUAUGGAUCCCAGAUUAUAACGAAAGGACAUUGAAGAUCUAUGUUGUGACAGAUAAUGCAUCAAAUGUGCAAGCAGCUAUGAGACAACUUCCAUCUUCUAAGUUCGUUCCUCUCAAUUGCUUUGCUCAUACAUUACAACUUGCUGUGAACGAUGCAGUCAAGAAAUUCUUCGGGCUUGAAAAAGUAAUUGCGAAGGCUAAAGUUAUCACUAAACAUUUUCAUGCAAGCGCAAAGGAUACACACAGCCUUGCUGAGAAGCAGAAAUCAUUGGGUGUGCCUGUGCAUCGUCUGAAGAGUGAAUGCCCAACAAGGUGGAAUUCAUUGUAUUAUUUACUGGAGAGACUAGUCGAGCAAAGAGAAUCAGUAACCGCUGUAUUAGCUACGAACGAUAAGAUAAAUGAUCUUAAAAAAUCUGAGUGGAAGAUCGCUGCAAGUUAUGUAAGUGCCCUGAAACCAUUUGAGGAUGCAACAAACAUGAUGUCUGCGUCUAGAUAUGCUACAAGCUCAAUGAUAAUCCCAGUCCUGCACGUUUUGAAUGAGCAGAUGAAAGACGUUGAAAUGAAUGACUUUGGAAAGCAGAUACAUGCCAACAUCAAUGCCAGAUGGCCUGAAUAUGAGAUGAAGCUUGAGUUUGCAAUACCCACAUACCUCGAUCCCAGGUUCAAGAAUUAUGGGUUCAAUGAUGACACAGCCAGAGACCGGACAGCAAAAGAAAUAGUGCAGCUGAUGUUAGACAAUGCUAAAAAUCCUCAAGUUAUCGAAACUCCGAGUGCAUGUGAAUCUGACAUCAAAAAGCAGUCUGCUAGUGCGACUGAGUCAUCAGAGACUGCUACGACGUCAAAGAAGACUGUGUGGGAAAUAUUCAAGAAAAUGGUAGAUAAGAAGAAGCAGACUGCUUCCGAGCACUCAACUGAUAAUCUACGGGAAAAGAUGGAACAUGAACUUCAGUUGUUUUGUAGUGAGGAACUUUUGGAACCUGAGAAAUCUCCAUUCGACUGGUGGAAAACAAACAAGACUAGGUACUCAAACCUUGCAAAGUUGGCACAGGUUUUUCUUUCGAUACCAGCCACCUCUGUUCCUAGCGAGCGCAUGUUCAGCAAAUCUGGUCUCAUCAUCUCCAAUCGAAGAUCCUGUCUUGAGCCAUUUUUUGCUGAGCAACUUACCUUUCUCGGACAUAACCUGCGACAGUGA